Suillus discolor is the source of this 804-nucleotide messenger RNA. RefSeq lists its product as uncharacterized. The transcript is spliced from 4 exons. NCBI's taxonomy places the organism in Eukaryota, Fungi, Basidiomycota, Agaricomycetes, Boletales, Suillaceae. Bases 1 to 804 code for a protein of 267 amino acids. The record is from RefSeq and is a predicted model, not a curated record.
AUGACGGAUCAAACGGACCCAUCUUCCAGUCCUAGUAUGCCGUUGUUGCCGAUCUCCCCCAAGCCUAAUGGGAAAGGCGAGGGAAAGUACUCGGAGGCAGAGGCAGAGAGGGAGGAAGCAGAGGAAGGAGGCCGAGCCUCAAACUUGAAGAGAAUAUUCGUAUAUUUGGUGAUAAGAUUAGCUCUGGGAUUCUCGUCGGGACUCGAGCUGCGAUCCGACAACUGGACGGCUUUGCUUGCACGGGCGGAAAAGCGGUCGAAGACAUACUUCGCAUCAUCGGCCAUCGUGCUAUUUAUCGCGAUGCUAUUCAUGGUCGCCACUCCGGACCCUUCAACAACCUCCACUGCCUCCCUCACGGCGCUUGUAGUGGCCGCCCUUUCGUCAUUUGGCUCGCUCACUUGUAGUGUUUCCACUAUCCCCAGGAUACCAGACGUUUCUUUGAUACAAAUUAAACGUUUUGUUUCAAACGAAUCAUUCCACGCUGCGUUCCCUCUCUCGUUGUUAUGCAUCCCGAUCCUGUUUAACGUCGUCGCCAACUUUGCCUUGGUGGUCGCCCUUACGAUCAUGGUAUGGGAACAAAUAUUCUGGAAUCAUGCUAAUGCACCGAUCUAUAUGGCGAUCCCCAAACAAAUGGGGGUGCCAGUCAGAAUUCCUUGCGAGGGCAAAGACCAGUUCGAGAUAGUACAAGUCACGGUAAUCGUCGAAAAAGCGGUGACGAUUAUCAUUAGCGGGUGUUGUACCCGAGUGUGGACAAAGCACGGACAGGAUAGCGGGGGAGAGCUUGGUCAAAACGAUGUCCCGUAG